Molecule: messenger RNA, 6227 nt
Organism: Ictalurus punctatus (channel catfish)
Lineage: Eukaryota; Metazoa; Chordata; Actinopteri; Siluriformes; Ictaluridae
Gene: camsap1b
Product: calmodulin regulated spectrin-associated protein 1b
Exons: 18
Coding region: 156-4760 (1534 amino acids)
Biological process (GO): cytoplasmic microtubule organization; negative regulation of microtubule depolymerization; neuron projection development
Cellular component (GO): microtubule minus-end
Molecular function (GO): spectrin binding; microtubule minus-end binding; calmodulin binding
Source: RefSeq, a predicted model, not a curated record
CGGCUCGCGCGCAGCUACCGCGGCGUUGUUGUUAGGAGGAGACGGUCCUCUGCUCGGCCAGCGGCUCCUCGUGAGUUCCGCUGCUCUGCCUCCUCACUCUCAUGUUAUCCACCAGCGGAUUUCUUCACUUGGAUUGAGAUCAUAAAACAUUAAGGAUGGACUCGGAUUUGGGGGCUGGAGGCGACAGCAGCACACGGCGGAAGAUGGAGGCUGCUAGCGAUGCAGUGGAGAUCACACCGCUGGAAAUGUAUGAUUCAGCGAGGGCCAAGAUCGCGGCCAACCUGCGCUGGCUGUUCGCUAAAGCCUACGGGAUCGAUCACAUCCCAGAGGACAUGCGGGACCCCUUCUACACAGACCAGUAUGAGCAGGAGCACAUUAAGCCUCCUGUGAUCAGGCUGCUGUUGUCUUCUGAGCUCUACUGUCGUGUGUGCGGACUCAUUCUCAAAGGGGACCAGGCGGCCUCCCUUCAGUCCCACCAGUCAGUCAUCCAGGCUAUGUCUCGCAAAGGCAUCUAUGUCAUGGAGGGAGAUGACACCCCGGUCACAGAUGGCGACCUCACGUGUCAGCCAAUCAAAAUGAGCUCACACAUGCCUAUGAUUGAUGCCCUGAUGAUUGCCUACACGGUGGAGAUGAUCAGCAUUGAGAAAGUGGUGACCUGUGUGAAGCGCUUCUCUACCUUCAGCGCCUCUAAAGAGCUUCCCUUUGACUUGGAGGACGCCAUGAUCUUCUGGAUUAACAAGGUGAACUUGAAAAUGAGGGAGAUCUCUGAAAAGGAAUACAAAGUGAAUCUUCUGGAUUCUCCCAGUCAUCAGAAGGUACGCUAUAGACGGGAACACGCCUCAGGUCGUCCACUUCCCCACUUUCCCCUGCUGGAGGAUCUUAUGAGGGAUGUGUGUGAUGGUGCUGCCCUACUGACUGUAGUCCACUACUACUGCCCAGACCUUAUGAAGCUUGAUGAUAUUUGCUUGAAGGAAGUCACCUCAAUAGCAGACAGCCUGUAUAAUAUCCAGCUACUGAAGGAGUUUGCCAAUGAGUACCUAAAUAAAAGUUUCUAUUUAACACUAGAAGACAUGCUGUAUUCACCUCUGGUGCUCAAACACAAUGUGAUGGUAUUCAUCGCAGAACUUUUUUGGUGGUUUGAGUUUGUGAAGCCUGAGUUUGUCCACCCAAGGGAUGUGCAGGAAUUGAAAGAUGCAAGAGCAGUGACGCAAUCGAAGAGCUCCCGGCCCUCCGUGCCCAUCUCCAACGCUACCAAACGAAGCUUCCUGCUCUCACCUGGAACCGAUUCAGCUCAUCCUGUCCCAAACAGCCCCGAAGUGUGUAACAGGUACUUCCUGCACACUGAGGAAUCUGAUCCGUCUAAUAAAGGGAAUUCCACCUUCAGCCCCUCACAUCCACUUUUACCACUGAGACAGAGGCAGCAAAAAGCUCAGCAGGGAGAGGAUGUAUCAGGCUGUAGAAAUCGUUCUAAUUCGCUGACACAGGAAAGUCACUCUCGAGGGUCUGUGGCCUGGUCAGAAAAAAGACAAAGGCCACUCUCCCAGCUGAAUCGCUAUGUUCUCCACUGUGCCGUGGACACUGAUGCAGACUUGGCCUCAGGUGACAGUGCUAGCCUCACAUGCUCCAUCAGUGAGGACAGCCUGGCCUCUACUGUCACGCCCAUACACCAGGGUCAUCCAAGCCAGGGUGGUCCUCGACGAGUCAAUGGUAAUGGUCAUGGACUUCUUCUAAAUGUUAACAUGGAUGAAGCAGAUGAUACGAUGACUGUUAUUCGGGAGGAGUCGUCUAAAAAUGAGGUUACUUUGUCAAACUCAUCGGAUGUAGAACACCGGUCUGCUACCCCUAGUGCUAAAACAAGCUCACGGGGAAGACAGGAGGAAUCUCCUUCAGAUUCCAGAACAGCCAGUUUCUACCUGGAACCACUGAUGCCUGCUGUCCUUAAACCAGCAAAAGAAAAGUCUGUAUGCUUAAAUAAGGAGGAAGAGUCAGGAGAGGGACGUCAGCGUGGGUCAGCACGGAGGGGUGGUGCUGGAGAGGGUCCCAACUCUUCAGCUAAGCGAAGACCUACAUACAAUCUUAAUCGGACCUUCAACGCCAGCUCCAUCUCAGAUCUUGAGAUAGCUUCUGAACCCAAAUCCAAUGAAUCUGUGCCUCCCUCUGCUGGACAAACUCAUGCCUUCAGACACGCAGCCCCAAACAGUGUUGAGUCGUCUGCUGAACAUUCCCCUGGGUUCUACCUGCACUCAUCAGUGGCUGAAGACAAGAGGCCUGUUCAAGCUUGGGGUGUACUGCCUGACGACAACACAGAGACUGUGGAGACGAUUGAAGAUCAGGAUGCAGAACUAACCAAGGAACUUCAUCCACCUAAGAGACCGUUUUGUGAAGAGGAUCAGGAAUCUGCAAAGCUUCAAGAGGACCUGAGUGUGAAGGAGCAUGAGGAUAAGGAUGAAGGAAGUAGGUGCUCCAGCCCUGCUCUCAGUGUUCAGUCACAGGUCAGUAGUGUGGCUAGUGGCAGUGUGAGAAUGACUAGCUUUGCAGAGCGAAAGAUGCAGAAGUUUGGCAGCAAUCAAGACAUUCGCUCCAGCACCAGCAGCUCGCAAAGGACUACGCCAGAUGGUUCUGAGAUCUUCCCUUUUUCCCUCACCUCAUGGAGGGUGAAAAGGGACCAGAGUCCUACACAGCAGGGCAAGGACAACAACAAUAUGCUGGCUUCGGAGCUUGUACAGUUACACAUGCAGCUCGAAGAAAAGCGCCGUGCCAUUGAGACUCAGAAGAAGAAGAUGGAGUUCUUGUGUGCUAGGCAAAGGCUCAAGCUCGGAAAAGCUGCCUUCCUGCAUGUAGUAAAAAAAGGAAAGAGUGACACACUCCCUCAGUCCUUCAGAUUAGACCACUUGAAAAAUGGCCAAAAGCUUAAUGGAGAAAAAGAGCAGUCAUCGAAAGACGACUCCUGUCUUGAUGCUGUGAGGGAUACGGCGAAAGGCACUGAGGAGCCAGAGAAGGCAUCCCUUGAGUGGGGGAGUGCAGCUGCUACACCAUCUAGUGCCUUAGACGUAGAUGAGGAAAUAGACCUUAAUGAGUGUAACCGCUCCAUAGAAAUGCUUAACGAGGCCAUCAGCAGCAUUCAGCAGCAGAUGAUGCAAUUGUCUCUCCAGCAGGACCUACUUAUAAAGCAAAACGUCCAGUCUCCUCCAGGUGCUGCCCCACCCCCUAUCGAUGACCGAGGAAAUUUACAUGAACCAAAGGUUCGAGCAGCUGUUCAUUUUGUAGAGCCGAGCGGCAGCCCUGCAGUUCGUAAGCCCCCCAAGCUGACCUCCGCACGGUUACGCUCCAAACCCUCUGAGCUGAAGCUAUCCAAGGACUACAGCAAAGGGCAGAAAAUAUCUACGCCCACUCCCGUUGACAGUCCCACUGCUAGAGUGAGUCCAGGAGGCAGGACCCCCAAAGCAGAGCCUGAGACAGUCAGUCAAACUGAUGCGACACUAACGAAGACCACAUUCCAUCUCCAUGACGAAGCUAACUUGCGUACAGUUUCAAGGGAACCGAGCUCUGUUGCACUCGGAGUGACUUACGAUGAAAGUAUGCCUAGUACGUUACAGAACCCUGAGGAAUCCUUUGACAUUGGUCCUGGGAUUGAGAACAGCUCGUGCAACAAGGCCAAUCUGGUCGAUGUGGACAUGUCAGUCAUAGCCCAGUCAGAUGAGCACAGUUCUAAUGUAUUAGAAGUACCUACUGAUGCACUGGAUGGAGAAAAGAAAACUGGCAUGGGCUUUUUCUUCAAGGAUGAGCAGAAGGCAGAGGAUGAAAUGGCCAAAAAGCGUGCAGCAUUUCUCCUGAAACAACAGAAGAAAGCAGAGGAGGCUCGGCUACGCAAGCAGCAGCUAGAGGCAGAAAGUGAGCUUAAGAGGGACGAAGCCAGGAGGAAAGCUGAAGAAGAGCGGAUGAGAAAAGAGGAAGAGAAAAUCAGACGAGAGCUAAUAAAACAAGAGUACCUGAAAAGGAAACAGCAAGAGUUGUCUGAAGAGCAGGAACAGCCUAAGCCUAAACCCAAACCCAAGCCCAGGAAGCAGAGACCAAAGUCUGUGAUGAAGGAAGAGCUUUCCACAGAGACACUUCCAAAGUGCACUCCUGCUAAUGAGAACCUGAUGAGUGCCCAGUCUGGCUCUAAUCUCUCACUGGCCUCCCUGGCCACUACAGAAGCAGACAGCGUGAACUCGGGAGGUGCAGGAUCUCAGCGGGGGGAAUCCGUGGAGUCGUUUUCAGUCCUCAGUCGGACAACCGAGCGCGACUGGGACAACGGUUCUACUGCGUCUUCCAUUACAUCGACGUCUAUGGCGGAAUAUACCGGGCCAAAACUUUUCAAGGAGCCAAGUGCAAAGUCUAACAAGCCGAUAAUCCACAAUGCUAUUUCUCACUGCUGCUUGGCCGGAAAAGUAAAUGAACCACAGAAGAACGCCGUUCUUGAGGAAAUCGAGAAGUGCGAGUUGAACCACUUAAUGAUUCUCUUCCGUGAUGGUGGCUGCCAGUUCCGUGCACUCUACUCAUACUUUCCUGACACCGAGGAGAUUCACAAGCUCACUGGCACAGGGCCUAAAAGCAUCACCAAGAAGAUGAUCGAUAAGCUUUACAAGUACAGCUCAGACCGCAAGCAGUUCACAGUCAUACCUGCCAAGACCGUGUCGGUCAGCGUGGACGCCCUGACCAUUCACAAUCACCUCUGGCAGGCCAAGCGGCCUGCUAUGCCAAAAAAGAGUGCAAAAUGAAACUUUUGGGAACUGUAAUCAAGGGACGCUCUUGUACCUACUGUAUGUUUGGAAAGACGAUAAAGAUGUUCACAACCAACUUCUCUUCUUGUUUUGUGCUGCACCAAGAGUGGCUGUGUACAAGUGAAUGUCUGGACAGUCAACAUGCUCCUUGUUUGAUCUGUACAUGGUGGAGGUUUUGUUCUGUACCUGAAGCCUGUGGCAUUUUUAUUGAUUGAGUUCUUGUUACUUGAAAUACAUUUUCAGUUUGGCAAGCUCACGCACAGCAGAGCUUUCCUUUCUGAUCGGCAGAUGUUUUGUCUUUUUACUGUAAAAUACAGACUGAGACAGCUGCAUCGAGAUAAGGUCUGCUGCUUAUGAAGAUCAUAACUCAAAUUCAUGUAGAAAAGUAUUUGCAGAGUUUCUCUCUCUCUUUCUCUUUCUAUCUUUCUCUCUCCUCCCACCCCCCCUCCCAAAUCAUGCUGCUUUGAAAUGUCUUCUGUAUCCGUCACUGUAUGACAAUCCCAGUCAUACACGUUGUUGGCCUUCACACAUCAUCGUGGUACUAUUGUCUAUUUAUUCAGCGCUUACAAAGCAAAUCAGCUGUAGCACUGCUGUAUAGAACUAAGGUGGACUUCUUUUUUUAAAAAAAAAAUAUUGAAUGAAAUAGGCUUUGGUACAUGUCUCAGAUGCUCUUUUGUUUUGCUACUCUAACUCUACAGGUAGUGAUUUCUCCACUGGACAGCUGCGUCCUUUACAACGGUGCACUCAUGAUUGUUUUAGUGCUUUAUUCAUGCAAUGUAACCACGAGUGAUGUCGUCUCUGAAGCUUUGUUUCUCAAUGCAAAAGAGCAGCAUGCUCUAUUCUGAAGAGUGUCGCUGUAGUUUGAAUGACAGUAUUUAAUAUAUUCAUAAUCGGUUACUUCCUUUGCAGUUGCUGUCUAAUUAUUUACCCGUGUUUGAAACAUUCCUUGGAGACAGGAGAAAAAAAAAAGGUGUCAACACUGCCGUGUCCUUGUUUUAAACGUUUAAAACUUUUGUUUUGAGUUGGGGGUCAAGAACAAAAUAGUGUUGCACAUGCACUUUACUUCUUUAGAAAAAGUGAUUAGUUAGGGAUUGAAGGGUGCACAAGACUUGUGCUCAAAAGAAUUGGCAUUAAACUGCUUAGUACACUAAAAAUCUUCAAACGAACACUAAUUUAAUUCAGAUGAGCAAAACUAAUGGCCCCGUGAAAGCUCUUUAAACUACUGCUUUUCAGAAGGUGUACUUCAGACGUUGGGUCUCUAAUACGUUGCUGCAUUUGUUUACUUUUAAAUUACAUUUUUGUAUUGUCUGUUUAUAAAUCCUCUAAAAAUUGUACUGAUUUCACUCACCAUUCUUUUAAAACACUGUACUUUUGCUCAUUUUACUCUCUCCACCUUACCAUUAUUUAUUUUAAACGUAGGCACUGAGAAUUGAAUAAAUUUUCAAUAAAUUCAUUUUUGUCAUU